AUGGCGCAAAAUUUCCUGUACAUGUUUGAAUUUGUGGUCGAUGAUCUACUGAUAACACGGCCCAAUCAUUGCGCCCCAGAAGAGUUCCCUACGUGCUGUGAAAUCUGCUUUCGGUCUAGCGUUUUUGUUUCGAUUUGUGAUCGCGAAUUCGGUCAAUGCGUAGACAUUUGCGCUCCCAAGUGUGGAAAAUGCUGUCUAUUCUCACUGGAGUCGCCAGUAACGGAAAAAGAUCGUCUGAUUAUUCACAUCUACAAGAAGAAGACCGAUAAAUGCAAAUUCCUUGUCGGUGCUACAGACAUUCCCAUAAAGCCACUUUUCGAUAAAGUAACGGAAAGCUUCAAUAUCGAAAAUCCCAACUGGAUGGAGCAAUUGGCCAAGCAUACGGCCCGUAUGCCUUAUCCGAAGACUUCAUCCAAAACCACUGUCGUCGAUAACGAUUGCGAUGAAGAUAGUAUCGGACGGCCUGAACAAAUGUGUCCUACAUCAGAACUAACCAAACGCUUGUUGCCCCUCUUCAAUAUGAAGCACAUGCAAACCGGUAAUUUGGUGCUUAUAAUGCGUCUCGUGUGCAAUGGGCCAACGAUUGUGUCUAGCUUCCCAUUCUCACGCAUUUGUUCAACGGGUUGUGCCAAGAAAACUACACCAUGUCCCUCUAAUUGCGCGGCCAUAGAAUCGCCGCAGUCACAAGGUGUUUGCCCGAUGCCGGAUCCUUGUAAAAAGGAAGAAAAGAGUGCUCCUGUUUGUCGCAGGUACUUUGCCUGCAAUGCAGACAAGGGUUGCCCUUGCGAAGAGUGCGAAGACUAUUGCGACAGGGGUAAGAUUUCGUUUAAGAUUCUAUGUAAAAACAAUGUCAAUAAAAGAUCAAUAUAA
Rhagoletis pomonella (apple maggot) is the source of this 870-nucleotide messenger RNA. RefSeq lists its product as uncharacterized. The record is from RefSeq and is a predicted model, not a curated record. Lineage: Eukaryota; Metazoa; Arthropoda; Insecta; Diptera; Tephritidae. Bases 1 to 870 code for a protein of 289 amino acids. The transcript has a single exon.